Linum tenue is the source of this 663-nucleotide messenger RNA. Lineage: Eukaryota; Viridiplantae; Streptophyta; Magnoliopsida; Malpighiales; Linaceae. The record is from the annotation of a GenBank genome assembly.
AUGCUGAGUCCAUUGAUUUGCGGAGCAAGCUUCCAGACCGACGAAGACGACCUCCCUUGCGGCGCCGCUUCGUCAUCUCCGUCGCCGAGGAAGUCAUGGGGCAGGCAGCGGGGCGGCAGGAACAACAGCAACAACAACCUGUACGCCGGCCGCGGCCUCGACAAAUUCUCGCAGCUCCUCUCCGAUCUGGCCGAGAAGCGGCGGGAGAUCUACUCCACCAUGAGCUCCCAGGAUCCGCCUCUCGUCCGAUUCGUCUUCCCCAGCGCCACCAGCGACGCCGUCCCCGUCGUCAUCAAGAUUCGAGAUCCGAAACCCUCGAAAUCGGCAGAGCUCAAGGAUCAUCCUCAUCACAAUCACAACCAUAGGAAUUUGAAGCACAGCAAUUCAACAGCUUCCGCGGCCGCGGCGGAGCAAGCAGUGACUAAUUCAACUCCCGAUCAGCAGCACAAGUUGCCGACGGUAGGGGAAAUAGUCGAGGAAUCGGUUGAUUUUUGCGCUGCGGUGACAGGGAGCGGCGGCGACGCGAGGAGAUUGAUUUCGAUCUUCCGCCGAUCGUGGCGGCGGCCGUCUGUUUAUGUCCCCGUGGCGGUGAUUCUGAUUCUGCUGUUUCUGGCGGUUUUCGGGAGGCAGCAAAUCGAGCAGAUCCAGGUAGUUCCUCGGUAG